Lepisosteus oculatus (spotted gar) is the source of this 3134-nucleotide messenger RNA. It is a transcript of the gene tada2b, whose product is annotated as transcriptional adaptor 2B. Gene Ontology annotation, cellular component: nucleus; SAGA-type complex. The record is from RefSeq and is a predicted model, not a curated record. Gene Ontology annotation, molecular function: transcription coactivator activity; zinc ion binding; chromatin binding. NCBI's taxonomy places the organism in Eukaryota, Metazoa, Chordata, Actinopteri, Semionotiformes, Lepisosteidae. Gene Ontology annotation, biological process: regulation of transcription by RNA polymerase II; chromatin remodeling.
UUAUAUUAAUGAGACGCAGGGAGCAGAGCGGUAGCUGCUCAGUGCGCAUGCGCCUGCCUUGGAGGCUGUGCAGCUUCAACAACAAGCAGCAGCAGCCUGCAACAUGGCCGACCUGGGCAAGAAGUACUGCGUUAAUUGUCUAGCAGAUGUAACGAACCUGCGGCUUCGUUGCACCGAGUGCCAAGACAUCGAACUCUGUCCAGAAUGCUUCUCUGCAGGCGCCGAAAUAGGCAAUCAUCGGCGAUGGCAUGGGUAUCAGCAAGUAGACGGGGGACGCUUUACUCUUUGGGGUCCCGAAGCAGAAGGAGGCUGGACCAGCAGGGAAGAGCAGUCGCUACUGGAUGCGAUCGAGCAAUAUGGCUUUGGAAACUGGGAGGACAUGGCAGCCCAUGUUGGAGCUUCAAGGACGCCACAGGAAGUCAUGGAGCACUACGUGACCAUGUACAUCCACGGUAACCUUGGCAAGGCCUGUAUCCCGGACAGCAUCCCAAACCGAGUGACGGACCACACAUGUCCAAGUGGGGGGCCGCUGUCUCCCAGCCUCACCACCCCACUGCCGCCCCUUGACAUCACCGUCGCCGAGCAGCAGCAGCUGGGCUACAUGCCCCUGCGCGACGACUACGAGAUCGAGUACGACCAGGACGCCGAGACGCUGAUCAGCGGGCUGUCGGUCAACUAUGAUGACGACGACGUGGAGAUCGAGAUGAAGCGGGCCCACGUGGACAUGUACGUGCGCAAGCUGAGGGAGCGGCAGCGGCGCAAGACCAUCGCCCGCGACUACAACCUGGUGCCGGCCUUCCUGGGCAAGGACAAGAAGGAGAAGGACAAGGAGAAGCCGGCUGCCGGGGGGGCGGCGACAGCGGCGGCGGUGGUCGCAGCGGCGGCUCCGCCGGCAGCGGCCGGCUCCUCGGCCGCGACGCCAGCCCCCAAGCGCAAGAUCACCAAGGAGGAGAAGGAGCAGCGGCUCAAGCUGAGGCCCCUCUGCCAGUUCAUGGCCUGCCGGGAGUUCGAGGAGUUCUUUGAGAAUAUGCACAAGGAGCGGGUCCUGAGGGCCAAGGUGCGGGAGCUGCAGCGCUACCGGCGCAACGGCAUCACCAGGCUGGACGAGUCGGUGGAGUACGAGGCGGCGCGGCACAAGCGGGAGAAGCGCAAGGAGAACAAGAGCGUGGCCCAGUCCAAACGGGGAGGGGGCGGAGGAGGUGGGAGCGGGGGCGGCGGCGGCGGUGGUGGUGGCGGGGGCAAAGAGGAGGGCAAGGACAGCGAGUUCGCCGCGAUCGAGAACUUGUCCGGCUUCGAGCUGCUCUCCGACCGGGAGAAGGUCCUCUGCAACUCUCUGAACCUCAGCCCCACGCGCUACCUGACGGCCAAGACCAUCAUAAUCAAGGACCACCUACAGAAGCGCCAGGGGAUCCCCUCCAAGAGCCGUCUCCCUAGCUACCUGGACAAAGUCCUCAAAAAGAGGAUUCUGAACUUCCUCACCGAGAGUGGAUGGAUAUCGCGGGACGCCUCUUAGUCUGUCUUACUUCGUUGCCCGUUUCACUUCAUUGCCAAUUUGUGUGUGGUUUACUUUUCACAAGGUGUUCUGUGUGCUGUGUCUGACCUCUGUAAGUUCCGAAUGGGCCAAACUACUGGACGUUAUUUUUUGUUUCUUUCUACGGGAGCGUGAUAAUGCUGGGACUGGCGAAAGAAAGAAGUCAAAAGCUGUUUGCGGUUUAUUUAAGCCUUUUUAAAGCUGAGCAUGCGAGAAAACAAAAUGGCAAUAACAGAGUAACUGAAGAACAACGUUUGCUUCUCUCCUGUGAUCUUUGCCCCAGGGCUCAACUACAAUCCCUGAACUUACCAAUGUGGGUGCUGUUUUACUGCAGCUCUUCGUCACUCGUGUAUGGAAAAGAUCUCCGUAAUAACUUUGAAGUCACAACGAGGCACCGCCUUUUGUGUAAGGGAGGGAGACCCAUGCUAUUGUUAACAUUUAUCUCCUACAAUCCAAAAGUCAUGCUGGAUUCAUUUGGCUUUGUCUUGAGAGAUAAAUGCACGGAGAGAAAAAGUGUCAUUUCUGUUUUAGGAAAGAAACUGCUUUGUACAGUUUCAGGCAGCUGGGAUAUUCAUUUGGCCUGUUGAGUCCUUUGGGGGGGGGGGGGGGAGUUAUUUUGUAAUACUGUAUAUGCAUCUCCCUUUUCUAUUCUCGUUCUCUGAGUUUGUUCGUUUUUGUUUUAGUUGCCAAAAUGUUUGUAAGAGUGAAGCUGUCCGAGCGGGCUUUGUCAAGGAAGAAAGAGCCAAGUGUAUCGUUGUUAGGGUCUGGUACAAGAAGGUCUUUUAGAAAAAGGACAGAAAAUGCUCCAAAGGGCACUCGUAUAUAUGUUUUUUAAUUUAGAAAUUACUAAAGAUUUUAAAAGCACAACAAAUACUCUCUGCUUGUCAAACAAGCACAGACAUUUGGAUUCUGCCAUUUUAUUUGAAGCCGGGUGCCCAAUUCUCUCAAAAAGUCAACCCUAUCUGAUCUGAGAUAUUUCAGAAUUAUGGUAUUUUUUUCCUUUGUGAAUAUAUUUAUAGUAUGCUUAUGUGAAACUUAUUUUUUCUUGGGAGCUGGUGGUUUGUAUAGGCCUACUGUGGAGGGAAAACGGAGGACAUAAAUGUGGUUAUACAUGUGAAUCAUUUCAAUCUCUUGUACUGUAGCAGGUUCAUGUAUUUGACUGGUGGUUUGCAUGUGAUACUCUGGACAUUGUGUUAUAAUUUAUUGGUUCACUCUAAUUCUUGCCAAGAAUGUUGUUUUUCUUUCAAAUACAGGACAUGCAAGAUUUAAUUAACUGGCAGAUAAUGCAUUGUUUAAAUUGUGUGCAGCAUCAAGCCAUGUAGGGUCUGAAGCAUGUUGCAAGUAUCUUUAAAGCAUUAAGUCAAAAGAUACUGCUACAAGAACAGUGUCUACAGUUCUUUGUUCUUGUACUGUAGGAGCAGCUGAUAUACAGUAAGAACUAAAAUGCAGUUUUUAGAUAUAUAGUGUAGUUGUGAAGGAGAAGUUUGGGUUUUUAUUUUGUGCAAUAACUUAAAUUUAGUUUUAUUUCUAAACCUUUAUGAGUCUCAUAUCGCAGUAUCGAUUACCGUUAUUAAAUAAAAAUCCCGUAUAGAUCUUUUCACAA